Molecule: messenger RNA, 1398 nt
Organism: Morus notabilis
Lineage: Eukaryota; Viridiplantae; Streptophyta; Magnoliopsida; Rosales; Moraceae
Exons: 3
Coding region: 1-1398 (465 amino acids)
Biological process (GO): DNA integration
Molecular function (GO): nucleic acid binding
Source: RefSeq, a predicted model, not a curated record
AUGUCAAAUCCUAUUUUCGCACUUCUCGCUUCCCAAAUUUUGAAUGGUGAAAACUUUGUCAAAUGGAAAAGCAACAUGAAUAUCCUCUUGAUCUGUGAAAACUACCAUUUUAUCGUUAAGGAGGAUUGUCCUCCAGUGCCUCCAGCCAACGCCGCCUGGGCUUUGGCCGAGCGAUAUGAUCGAUGGAUCAACGCCAACAACAAGGCCCGUUGUUACCUGUUAGCAGCAAUGAAUGAAGUGCUGAGAACUCAGCACGAAGGCCUUGCAAGUGCUAAAGAGAUCAUGGACACUCUUCAGAGGAUGUUUGGACGUCCAUCUGAUUCAGCCCGACACGCUGCUGUCAAAGCUGUUAUGAACGACCGUAUGAAGAAUGGUUCUUCUGUACGUGAACAUAUGCUUAAGAUGAUUAAUCAUCUUAAUGAGGCUGAAAUUAAUGGGUCUCACAUUGAUGAGAAAACUCAGGUUGGCAUGAUACUAGAGACACUUUCUCCUGAUUUUCUUCCAUUCAGGACAAGUUAUCUAAUGAACCAAAAGAAUGAUAGCUUAACUGAGCUCCUGAAUGAGCUGCAACAAUUUGAGUCCCUUACAGGUGAUAAGGGAGGCAAGGCAAACGUUGCUGAAGCCAACGCAGUUGAGGGAAGGCCUUCUUCAUCAAAGAAUAAGAAGAAGAAGAAUCAAGGGAACAAUAAGGGCAAAAUGGAAGAAGAAGAUCCAGAAGAACAAGCAGAACAAGGAUGCUCCAAAAUGCUGGAAACGUCCAGGGAUCUUGAAGAGGGAGCUUUCCAGAUGAGAGUGGGCAAUAGGGCAAGGAUCUCAGCGACGGCAGUAAGGACAGUGCGAUUGUUGCAUGAACAAUUUGUUUCAGUUUCUCUUGAUAUUGAAUUUGUAUCUUUAUCUAAGAAUGGAAUUCAUAUUUGUUCUGAUUUUGUUGAUGAUGGUCUUUACUUUGUUAAAACCAUAUUCAACGAAAUGCUACAAACUGAAAUGUUCAAAGUCACUGAACCAACCCCUAAAAGAAGAAAGGUUUCUAACGAAAAUGAAACAUACAUGUGGCAUCUAAGGCUAGGUCAUAUAAACAUAGAUAGGAUUGAAAUGCUAGCAAAGGAUGGUCCUUUGAGAGAGCUAAAGGUUGGCACUCCCAAGAGGCCAUUUUCAGCAAAGGGUGAAAGAGCAAAGACACCCUUCGAAAUCAUAAAUACCGAUGUAUGUGGUCCUUUGAAUGUCAAAGCGAUGGGAGGCUAUGAAUACUUCGUCACAUUUAUUGAUGAUCAUUCGAGAUUCGAAUAUACAUACCUAAUGCAAAAGAAAUCCGAAACCUUUGAAAAGUUCAAAGAAUUCCGUGUCGAAGUUGAAAAGCAACUAGGCAAAUCAAUCAAAACUCUUCGAUCAGAUCGAUGA